AUGGAAGUGGUUGGCGUCAUCGCGGCCAUUCCCGGCCUCAUCGAGAUCGUUCAAGCCCUGACCACGGCGGGUCAAGGGCUGGCCAAGAGAAAGGUUGCCACGAAAACAGCGGAAGAGUUGCAUCUGCAGCUGAAAGACAUCGAGGAAACCCUCAAGGACCUUCAAAAUAGAUGGCGACAAAAUCCCCUUGGCCAAUCUCAACUGCAGAGGCUCUCCCCUGCUUUGACUCAGUUACGGCUUGAGCUCUCCUCCAUCAAGGACAAACUUCAAUCUUCCAAGAUCACCAAGGACCCCGCCAGUUUCUUUCGAAAGGCAAUCUUCUUAACAACCAGCCUUGACAAGACCCUCAAGGAGUCGCUUACCCGCCUCACACAGGCUAAAACAUCUCUGACGUUGAUCCUUGCCCAUCAUCAUGACAGGCAGGCUGAAGAGCUACUGGAAAUCUCAUAUUCCGAUUUGAGGUUGAAACUGCGCACGCUUCUCAGACCAUCGAACGACAGCUUUAUACCCAGAAGGGUUGACCAAACCUGCGAAUGGGUCUGGUCACACACUGUAUUUACCCCGUGGGUUAGCAAAUCACCCUCGCCUUCAACAAACUACCUUGGCCGUAUUCUGUGCCUUUACGGUAUCAAAGGAUGCGGCAAAUCCGUUUUGGUCAAGUCCAUUGCCGAAAGGUUGGAGGACAGGGGAGAAAUUGCCUUGCACUUCUCCUUUUGGGCUGGCAGUGAAACCCAGCGGAAGCUACUGGAUCUCUUACGCACCAUUCUGUGGCAGCUUUUGAAUCACCUUCCAGACGUCAAGUUUCAGCAACUAUCAGCGCCAUUGGUUACAGAACCCAGUCUCAAUGAACGCAAUGUCCUGGGUGUUAUCCACAAAGCAUUAUGUCUCGUCGAUUCUGACACCUACUGCAUCAUUGACGGUAUCGAUGAGUCCACUGAUAACUGGAUCAGUCGAGGGGACAAGUGCUUGCAAGCCGUCUUCGCUCUUGUGGAACAACACCCGAAGAUUCAUCUACUCAUAUCUGGACGCGAACCCACUAUGCGCACGCUCCUGAGAGAAUCACCGCCAACCAUCCAAGUCACAGAAAGCCUGGUACAGCACGAUAUGCGAAGAUCCAUCUCAGUCGAGUUGCAGGAUGCCCUCACUAUACAGAAUGCGGAGAUUGUGGAGCUUGUUCGGACGACCCUCGAGGCCAAAUCACAAAUCAUGUUUCUCUGGGCCACCUUAGUAUUCAAGGAGCUGCGACGAUGCUACAGUAUUCGGGAGAUCAAGAAGACUCUGAGUCAAGUGCCUCAUGAUCUCGACCGCGAGUACCACCGACUAUUCCAACGGUUGAUGGGCCGAACCGGGGGCACCUUGGCAAAGCCCUCAAUCUCGAUGAAGCGUGCUCGCGGCAUUCUUUCUACCAUUCUGGCAUGCCCUGAGCCUCUCACGGCUGAGGAGCUUUGCUAUGCAUAUGCUUCACAGGAGAACACGAGCGGUAACAUCGAGGACGACUUGAUAGCUGUGGAGGGCAUCACUGAUUCCUGUGCAGACUUCUUGACCCGUCCGGCUGAAGAAUGGAGAGAUGAAGACUCAGACAUUGAUUACUUUCGAGUUGAUCCUGGGGAGGCUCAGCAAUCUAUGUGCACUGCUUGCCUUGGUUACAUGGAGACAUUGGACUGGGGGUAUCCGCUUACAGACAACGGAGCUCGAGACCUACCUUCCAAAUACCCUUUCUUCCUUCACUCGACAAAAUUCUUCCCUUAUCAUUUUGCAAAGGCUAUGGCUCUCGGGCGUGGAAGCUGGGCAAAUCCCUAUCUCGCUCAGUUCGCAGGGACAAGACAAGCAUGCCUCCUUUUCGAGUAUGCAGCUUCCACUGCUCAAAAUGGGCUACAGGAUGGCGAGAUGGGCGAGUUGCUGUACUGGCUCGAGUUGGUGGAUGCCGGCAUCAAUCUGCCAAUUUCACAAUUCAUUCACGCGUACGAAAUCGAGUUAGAGCACCGGAGGCACCAAUUCGGCCCUGCCAACAGCCGUUACCAGUCAUGGGAAGCGCUAUCCUUACUCUUUCCCGUAGAUCUUCCCCAGAAGAGAGAUAUCCAACCUUUGGCAGGCUUCAGCAAGCCUGAAAAGCUCGUGUCGAGAAUACGAGAAACGCCUUUCCGUGCCUUGCCCGACUACCUAGCCCAGCCACAGAAUCUCGGCAUCCCACAAGUCUCCCAGAAGGUCCAAGCCCUUUCCAACGUUUUGGGAGGCUUCAGGGAAACGGCUACAGACCUCAUGGCUCUUUCAAUGGAUUCGCUUCCAGCCCCUAUGAUCUUCUUCGGCAAGGCACUUGCAGCUUAUCGGAGCGAUUGGUCUAUGGCCCAGAGAUUAGCAACAAUUUCUAUAAGGAAAUCAAAGGGCAAAGGAGAUCUAUUUGAAGCUGCAUGUCUCCUGGACAUUGCAUUUGGGAUGAACCGUGAGGAUGCCAAGGACUGGGAUGACGUCGAGGACAUUCUGUGGCAAGCUCUCGGUAUACUCGAUCAGCUUCCCCCACAGCCGCAGAAUCAGUUCUAUAAGGUGCGAGCGCUUGUUGAACUAACGAUUUCAUUGAUAUAUCAGGGUAAGGAAGUUGCCAAGGAGACGGCAUGUCGUCUGAGGGAUCUCGUGGGCAAGGAGCGCAAGAAAACCAGCAACCGCAUGUGGGAGUACUUGCUCCGUAACACCGCGAUUGAAAUCAAGUCGAGGAUCCGUUGUCUAUACUUGGUUGCAGAAGAAUAUCUUGACAAGGGAAAUUACGCCGAGGCAGCGUCGUGGGCGGGCGAAGCUGUGGCUAUGGGCGAGGGGUCGAAACACACAAUGUGUCUGGAUCCACUACUGAUCCAACGGGAUGCUUUCGAUUUCUUGAAUGACACUCAAAAAUGCGUCGCUGUCAGUUUGAAGAUCCUGGACUUCCUGGGGCCUUCAGGUCGGGAUCAAGAGGAGCAAAAGUCCGACAGACGUAUUCAACGUGAGACUCAGCUCUGCAUUGCGACUUCUCUCGCUAUACAAGGAGACCUAGAGGAGGCCCGGUCCUGGUACUGCAAGGCAGCAGAUGGUGCUGGUUCAUUACCAACUGAUGAACAGCAUCCAUUGUACACGGAGGACAUCGACGACCUUCCCGACCUAGCAACCGACCUUGCUCUUGUCGGCGAACAAGCUCAGGCAACUUGGAUCUAUCGAACUGAACUACCAGAGCCUCCUACACUGCUUCUCGCUGCGGAAGCCGUGAUCUGGCCGUUGGGGGCGAAUGAAGACCCGACGGAUCUGGAUAUGGAAGGAGAAUGGUGGGAAAGCUGUGCAGAAGACUUGGAAAAUCAUGUUGUUCCGAAUUUCCGCCCAAGCUGGAUACUUCUUUGCCUCAAGAGCAUUGACACAUACCUCAGCCAAGAUGACGGUUGGGACGAAGCAGUUUGCUGUUAUCGAUACCUUGGACAGCACUAUUGCAAGGUUGGAGAUGUUACCGCGGUAGAGAUGGUACUGGGCGAUGCCACUUCUCGUUACUUUGCCAAUUUUUCUUUGUCUUUCCCAAGAGGGCUCAUACUAGCGAGCACGGUUCCCCUCUACCAACGAAGAUUCCCUCAGCGAAGAGUUCUCCUUCUUUGCGCCCACGAAGCCUGGAGGAACUCAACGGAUCCUGGCCCCCGGUUUGUAUUCUCAGGAGAGGUUUAUUUUGCCUGGAAGUUUACGGAGGACGCCAAAUUUCUGCGAGAGUCCUCUGCUGCCUCCGACUUGCAAGCAUCGUUCAUCCAGCAAGCCUACGAGCACUUGACGAAGGCCAGAGAUGCCAAAGAUCAACUCGGGGAAGGCGAUCCCGAUGAUCUAGACGAGGAUGCCACAGAAGAACAGAACAAGAGGCAGAAGACCAUUGUUUCUUUGGAAGAUCGUCUGAAGUUCCUUGGAAGCGAGCCUCUUCCCCUCAAAAUCACAGAUGGAAACAAGGAAGUUGCCAUUCUCUCCUUCAUCAUGAAGUAUCACUUUGAACUGGUUGGCGACGCACCGCCACCAAUUGUCAAGCACGGCUUCAGCUCAUCCGGGGACCCCUCGACACAGAUGCGUGUCAGAAAACGCAAUGGAGAGGUCAGCUUGUAA
Fusarium falciforme is the source of this 4092-nucleotide messenger RNA. RefSeq lists its product as hypothetical. The transcript has 5 exons. Bases 1 to 4092 code for a protein of 1363 amino acids. The record is from RefSeq and is a predicted model, not a curated record. NCBI's taxonomy places the organism in Eukaryota, Fungi, Ascomycota, Sordariomycetes, Hypocreales, Nectriaceae.